This is a messenger RNA of Paramecium pentaurelia, 1261 nucleotides long. The record is from the annotation of a GenBank genome assembly. NCBI's taxonomy places the organism in Eukaryota, Ciliophora, Oligohymenophorea, Peniculida, Parameciidae.
AUGAAAAAAUACCAAGACCCAAGAGUUAAAAAAUAAUUUUAUUAAUUAUGGGAAACAGCAAAUAAAAUAUUUUGUAAUGGAAAAAUAUUUACUGGGUAUCUCUGAUUAAUAAUUAAAUUAUUAGUUCCGAGAAUCAUAAAUUAUUAGCAAGUGUUAGUUUUAUUACAAUUCCAUCAAUUCUAUUUUAUAUAUUUAUGUCACCUGUAAUAAAUAAUUGUUACAUAGGAAUUUGCUAAGAAUGGAUAAAAUGGGUAUACUGUUGUAUUUGUAAUAAUUUAACUUACCAUUUAUGUACUAUUAUCAAUAACAGUUUGUAUGGAUCCAGGCAUAAUUCCAAAAAUUGUAAUUGUUAUUUAUAUAAAAAGAGACCAGACUAUGAAAUGCAAGAAGAACUACUUAAAGUGCCUUAAAAAUAUUCAAAAUUAGAUUACAGAUUUAUUGUCGAUUCUAAAAUGUUUAUAAUAAAUGCUCAUCAAUUUAAAUUAAAAUAUUGCUCAACUUGUAUUUGAUCAUCAUUUAAUAUAUUAGGUGCAAUAUAUAGACCAGCAAGAGCUUCUCAUUGUCCUUCUUGUGAUAAUUGUGUAGUUAGAUUUGAUCAUCAUUGUCCAUGGAUUGGAUAAUGUAUAGGUCGUAGGAAUUAUGUUUAUUUUUACUUCUUCAUUAUGUCAGUAUCUUUUAUGCUGAUAUUUGUUUUUGGGACUUGCGUCUCUUAUAUAGUGGAAGAAUCUAAGAAAAGAGCUGAAUAUAUGGAUACAUCUGAUGCAAUAUCUGAGACUAUUACCCAAAAUCCAGUUAGUAUAAUAUUAGUAAUUUAUUCUUUUGGAGUAAUGCAAAUACUUUAAUUUAGUUCUCAUGUUUCGUUGUAGGCUUAUGGCUUUUUCAUACUUAUCUGGUAAUUACUAAUAUGACUACCAAUGAAUAUCUCAAGAAACAUUGGAUAGUAGAAAGUAAGAACCCUUUUAGAAGGUACUAAAAUAAAUAAAUUUUAGAUAAAACAUUUUAAAAAAUAUCGUUUAAGUGUUGACUUUUAUUUCUUAGCUUAAGUUUUUAGAAUUGAAGUAAAAUAUUUAUGAAGUCAGAGAUUAUAUGCAAGUAUAGUUUAUUCUAAAUUAAUAAGAGUCCAAUACAUACUUAAAAUCAUGUUAAUGAGGCUAAUGACUCAUCAAAAUGUAAGGAUGAAGAAUAAGUAUAAACAGAUAAUAGAAAUAAGAACAAUUACAUUUCUAACAAUAUUCAAAUGAUCAAAGAAAUAAAAUCCUGA